This is a messenger RNA of Chrysoperla carnea, 520 nucleotides long. It is a transcript of the gene Sf3b6, whose product is annotated as splicing factor 3B subunit 6. Lineage: Eukaryota; Metazoa; Arthropoda; Insecta; Neuroptera; Chrysopidae. Gene Ontology annotation, cellular component: nucleus; cytoplasm; ribonucleoprotein complex. Gene Ontology annotation, molecular function: mRNA binding. The record is from RefSeq and is a predicted model, not a curated record. Bases 155 to 520 code for a protein of 121 amino acids. The transcript is spliced from 3 exons.
AUAGUCGAAAUUAAACAAAGUCUAAACUAAACAAAAUGUGUUUGUCAAUUCUCAAUUGUCAAGACUUUGAUUAACUCUCAUAGCACUAAUACAAAAAAGGAUUAUAUACCUAUCAAGAAACUUAUAAUCGUGAAAGAAUUAAAACAAAUACACCAUGGCUUUAGCUAUGCAAAGGCGUACAAAUGUACGCUUACCUCCAGAAGUUAAUAGAAUAUUAUAUAUUCGUAAUCUACCAUACAAAAUAAGUGCUGAAGAAAUGUACGAUAUAUUUGGAAAAUAUGGGGCAAUAAGACAAAUUCGAGUAGGAAAUACAGCGGAAACCAGGGGAACAGCAUUUGUAGUAUACGAAGAUAUUUUUGAUGCCAAAAAUGCUUGCGAUCAUUUAUCAGGAUUUAAUGUAUGUAAUCGAUAUCUUGUAGUGCUUUAUUAUCAACAUAACAAAGCUUUCAAACGUGUUGAUGUUGAUAAAAAACAAGAAGAAAUAGAAAAAAUGAAAACAAAAUAUGGAAUAAACACAUAA